Molecule: messenger RNA, 2350 nt
Organism: Bufo gargarizans (Asiatic toad)
Lineage: Eukaryota; Metazoa; Chordata; Amphibia; Anura; Bufonidae
Gene: PRR18
Product: proline rich 18
Exons: 1
Coding region: 27-788 (253 amino acids)
Source: RefSeq, a predicted model, not a curated record
ACGGCGAGCUGGUAACGACAACAGACAUGUCUCUUCCUCCCAUCCCGCAGCAUCUGCCGGGGCUCCUUCCUCACAGGUCUCCGCACAGCAAAGUCUCAGAGAAGAGAGCAUCUACCCAGCAUCCAGCGCUGGGAGACUUCAGGGGGAUCUCCAUUAGCAAGGAGGACCUGUCCAACUCCUGGCCAUCGGCGACGCUGAGGAGACUGAAGGCGAUUGCAGGGCAGCACUCAGACCCUGUCCACCCAGUGCGGCGGUUUCUGGAGCAGGUGCCCAAGGGGAUGACUCGCUCCUAUGAAAGUGUGAUACAGCCCCCACCCAGGGCCAGGAGAGAGAUGCCCAGAGACCCCCCUCACCCGGGCAAAAGACAGCCACUCAAGCAGCACACUGGCCAGCAUGAGCGCCCCGCGGCGUCCCCUAAACCACAGCAAGAGGCGCCCUUCUCCCUGCGCCUCACCCCAGAGGCCAUCCUAGUCAUCCAGAAGAGGAACCUGGAUAAGCAGCGCAGUGCCAACCCCAGGAGGAUCUUCGCCAGCGCCAGUGGACGGUGCCCGAGGAGCUGUGUGCAGAGAUCGCCUCCAGAUGUCAGGGAGCUGGUGAAGAUCUCCCUGCUGAACGAUCAGCAUCGCUACGAUGACAUGGAGUAUGAGGAGGAGUGCUUCCUCAGGGACGCGGACGAGGGGCUCCUCAGGAAGUGCACUGAGUGGCUGCAGGGGGUAGAGAUGGCCACAGGGCGCGGGGGAAACCUGCACGAGAAACUGCAGUCUCUGCCACAUCUCAACACGUUUUGACUAUGGCUCAGAGUGCUGUAAUAAUGACUCUUCUACUGCCAAGUACUGGUCACUGUGCCGGACACGGGGCAAAUGAUGUCCCCAAACCUGCCCAUGGGACCAUUGUAAAGUGUUCUCCAAGAUCUGUUGUGUGAUGUCAAAAGUUGGGUUGUUUCUUUCUGCUGGAGGCUCUGCUGCUCCCAGUAGCUUUUACAGUGGAGAGUCCUUUGUCAUGCACCUGGUUUGGUGGCAUCUGAGGGGACUUCUAUAGUAUAUAAGUAGGGGUCCGGUGCCUGGGUAUUUGGAAACCAUGUUGAUUGUGGGUGUGCUGGAUGCAGUCCUGCUGAGUGCCUAUGGGGAUUAGCAAACAGUUCCUGAUCUCUUACAGUGUGAGUGGAAUGAACAGUGCUGGGGGGGUACCUUGUUCUUAUAUAAUUCCUUUGGGUGUUAGCUCCGUAAAGGUCAGUUUACACGUCCCGAUGUUACAGCCGAUUGUGGGGAAAGAUGCGUUCCGACAGCCGGGUUCUCGCUCAGUGAAGGAGACCACUGUAUUCCUUCAGAGUAUGAGGACCAGGGAUUGCUUUUGCGAUUGCUUGUCCCCAUAUAGAAUCAUUGUUUCUAGGCAGGAGAUUGACGUUUAGACCACACAAUCUGCUGCCCAGAAACAAUAAUUGAUAUGCCUGCACGAAUGACAGGAUCAUGCGAUAAACAAGCCUUUUGCUCCUUCAUUGGGUGAUUGGCAGCACAUUUAGAUGGGCAGAUUAUCAGGAAAGAGCGUUUGCAGGAACAGAUGUUUUCUGAUUAUCUGCCCAUGUAAAUCCACCUGAAGGGUACAGCCACACGGUCAUGUUUCUGCAUGCAGUUUUGGAAGCCAAAACCAGGAGUGAAUUUAAAAUAGAGAAGUCAUGUCUGUGCUUUAUACUUCCUCUCCAUUUAUGAUCCUCUUAUUAGUUUGGCUUCCAAAACCGCAUCAGGAAACCUGACCGUGUGGCCGUACCCUGGAGGUGGCUAUACAUGAUUGGAGUAGAUUGAUGGCUGAAUAAUGAUUGAACAACAAUCUGAUGAAAGCAAUUCCAACUCAUUCACCAUGAACAGUAAGUAGCAAGGCUCUCAAUACAUAUUUGAAGGGCACUCACUGAAAACUGCUCCAAAGCUCAGCUGCGGAAAAGGAUCAUUUGAUCUGAAACGCGUUGUCUUGGAGCAGUUUUCAGUAAAUGUGCCCUUAUAUAUAUUGAGACCAUUGGUACUGUUCAUGGAUUGGGAUUGCUUUGGAAUAAAGUGAAGUUUGACUGAAGUGCUGAUAACUGUGCAUGGAUUUCUCUGCUAUGUGAAGACGCUGAGAGCGCCCGAUGCUGCUUGCUUAUAUUUCUAAUCUGGUGAAAGAGCAUGUCGUGGACACAGUCAUAAGGCGCAUAUAGACGAGUAGACGAUUGUUCCAAUUUGGGCACUAAUGAUACAUGUUGGCCGAUAAUAGUGUAGUGUAGAUGGACAGUGAUGGCCAGUUUGCAGUGUUCGCCGACGAACACAUGCGAUCUGCCAUCUUUAUUCCCAAGCCCGGUGAAGGCUAUUCUCGGAACUGCCUG